AGUCUGAAUCUUUGUGAUCAGGGUGUUUGGGGCGAGCUAAUUCGCCCCGGGCUAUAAGGAAAAACCUUGACGGAUGUGCCGGUGCUGCCCAGGUGGUCGCACGAAUCGUGGAUGUUGAUCGCCGGCGAAGAGCAUGUGACCCUCUGAGAAAACCAACAAUAUAUGCGGUGUCGAGGAGAACGACGAAACUGUUCUCAAACACUCAUCUCCUUUUCGUUAUUUCCCUUUGCUAAUAGCCUCCACAAGUCGGUUCCCAGACGCCCAUCUCCCAGCCACAAGCUAUCUCAAGAAGAUGAUCCGCGCCCACCCGUCGAAUCCGAACAUCCACAGCUUAUAAUCUCAUCAAGUCUACUCAUCCAUUAUCGUAAUCCUAGAUUGCUGCUCCACAUCGCGCCACGCCUAAUCGUCAUGUCGUCCUCCUCUGUACCAUUUUACGCUUUGGACCACUGGUUCCGUCAACGGCGAGCGCUUCCAGCUCAGAGAAGUGCAUAUGCCUGGGCUAGGAGUCACUCGGUCUAUGGCUCGUCCCCAUCCUCGUCGUCUGAGGAUCUUUUGGAACUCAGUGCCCCCAUGAUUACAAAACAUGACCACAGUACACCGAGCUAUGCCUCGGCCACACGAGCCUCACAGAUGCGACUCCCAUACGACGUUUGGAGGCUCUUCAUCCAUCACCUCGAUUUCGAUUCACUGAGGACCGUCAGCUGCCUGAAGCUUGUUCUUACGUCGACGCCGCCACUUCUGUCAUUCUCGCCCGUGGUCGGACGGCGUUCGUACAAGACCUCGGAAUCGAGAUCGGAUCGUCGUUAGGAACCGAUGGCGAUCCUGCAUGCGAGAGGGCUUUAGAUUCCAUUGUGACCGUUUUGAAGGGAGUCAGGGGCGCGAGAUCGUUAAGGCUCAGUAUGCACCACCAUCAUCGGAGAAUCGUACAAGCUUUGUCAGGGAUCGGGAAUUCGUUUACCGGGGGUUUGCCGAACAUCCCCACCACUGCACUGGAUCCCAGAUUUCAUCUCGAAGUGAAUGAUAUCCAUCUGUUAUGGCGGCCUGGGGCAACGAUGGGGAUAGUGAGUUCUAGUUCGGGUUGG
Cantharellus anzutake is the source of this 1082-nucleotide messenger RNA. RefSeq lists its product as uncharacterized. Bases 163 to 807 code for a protein of 214 amino acids. The record is from RefSeq and is a predicted model, not a curated record. The transcript is spliced from 4 exons. Lineage: Eukaryota; Fungi; Basidiomycota; Agaricomycetes; Cantharellales; Hydnaceae.